AUGAAAUUCGACGAAGACCAGGAGCUGGACCGUGGGAAGAUUGUCCAAGGACACGAGCGGUUGGCCGCAAUUCAAGCCCGCAUUCUGCCCGCCAUGUCCGCCAGACGCACGGCCCACCUGGAACUGCGGCCUCCCCAUCGCAAUCAGCAACAAUCGCCGCCAACUCCUCUCCCCAAUCCAACCCCAUCGCCCACUCCUCCUCGACAAGUACCGAAACCUCCCUCAAAACCUUCACCCUUAUCCAACUCGGUCCAUCUACCUAUUGAACUCAGCCCGCCGUGGCCGUGGAACCCAGCGGAAACACAGAUUAUCCGCGCGGGCUAUCGACCCGCCUUCAAACCUCCGGCUCCAGCAACAUCUCCCCCCGAACCAGAAGCUACCACCUCGAAAAAACGCGCACGCAAGCCUAAGCCCGCCAUGGCGGAACCUCGUGCCCGUGCCGCUCGGCACAAGGGCCAGAUGAAUUUCUCAUCCGAGCUCCGCUUACUCCUACUGGCCUACGGUGAUCCAAGCCCACACCCAUCGUUCCCCUCCGAACCACUCCCCGAAACAGUGCGGGUCCUCGACGAAAUCGUCACAGACUUCAUCCUAGAACUCUGCCACGGCGCCGCGCAAGUCGCGCACCACGCGCGCCGACAAAAGAUCAAGGUCGAUGAUUUCCGGUUCGCCCUUCGCCGGGACCCGAACAAGCUGGGUCGUGUGCAGGAGCUGCUGCGCAUGGAGCGCGAGCUGAAGGAAGCGCGCAAGGCGUUCGAUCAGAAUGAUGAUCAGGUUGCUAAGGAUGCGGGGAAGAAGGGAGCUGCGCCGCCGGAUGAUCUUGAUGCGGAGAGUGUGGCGGGUACGACUACCACGGGGAAGAAGAGUAAGGGCAAGGGCAAGAGAGCCGCUGCGCCGAGGAGAGAAUCUGACGCUACUGAGGAGUCGGUUCCGAAGAAAAGGAAGACUAUCGGAUGA
This is a messenger RNA of Penicillium cataractarum, 954 nucleotides long. RefSeq names its product putative transcription initiation factor TFIID subunit 13. Gene Ontology annotation, molecular function: protein heterodimerization activity. Gene Ontology annotation, cellular component: transcription factor TFIID complex. The record is from RefSeq and is a predicted model, not a curated record. The coding region runs from base 1 to 954 and encodes 317 amino acids. Gene Ontology annotation, biological process: transcription by RNA polymerase II; RNA polymerase II preinitiation complex assembly. The transcript has 2 exons. Lineage: Eukaryota; Fungi; Ascomycota; Eurotiomycetes; Eurotiales; Aspergillaceae.